Prunus armeniaca (apricot) is the source of this 189-nucleotide messenger RNA. Lineage: Eukaryota; Viridiplantae; Streptophyta; Magnoliopsida; Rosales; Rosaceae. The record is from the annotation of a GenBank genome assembly.
AUGGAGCAGGAAUUACAAGCCGAAAUAAUAUCACCAGAAAGUCCUGGAGAGUACCUCAACAAAAUGAUUAACAAUUAUGCUGAUGGGAACAUAUUUGCAGUAAAAAACUGCAAGAUUGGAGGAAAUGAGAUUGAAGGGGCAAGAUAUAGAAUCGUGGAUGGCUUUCCAUUCCCUUCCUCGGAAGAUUAA